AUUUUGAAAUUUUAUUUGAUAAAUCGGAAAACAAAUUGAAUACAAAUUUUUUACCCAAAAUUUCAGAAUGUUCUUUACGGUGCGUAACCUCUCCAAUCGCACCUCUCAGGUAGUGAAUUAUGCCUAUGUUCAGUAUCGACUGCUUAGCUCUACCACCAAGACAAAGGGUCUGCCCCGCCUGAUUAAGGCCAUACAGGGCAGCUCUAAGGAUCAGCUAGCCGAUGAUCAUUUGCACAUGUUAGAGGAUCAUCGGUAUGGAGAGGAUAGCUGGUUUGUGAGCAGCACGCCGAAGGCUGAAACAAUGGGCGUGGCAGACGGUGUGGGCGGCUGGCGUAGGCUGGGCAUCGAUUCUGGCCUCUUUGCCCAGGAGCUGAUGACGAAUUGCUGUGAGUUCGCAGAGCAGCCGCAGUACGAUGGCUCCGAUCCGCGCCAGCUGCUCAUCGAUAGCUUCGAUCAAAUGAAGAAGAUGUCGGACAAGGUCUGCGGCAGCAGCACCGCCUGCCUGGUAACACUGCAUCGGCGUGACUGCACCCUGCACUCGGCCAAUCUGGGAGACAGCGGCUUCAUGGUGCUGCGCAACGGAAAGGUGCUCCAUCGUUCCGAUGAGCAGCUGCACGGCUUCAACACGCCGUAUCAGCUGACUGUGGCACCGGAGCCGGGCAUGGAUUGCAUUCUAUGCGAUUCGCCCCAGCAGGCGGUGACCACGCACAUAAACGUGCAGCAGGGUGACCUGGUUCUGCUGGCCACGGAUGGCCUCUUCGACAAUGUGCCCGAGAGCAUGUUGAUUCGUCACCUGCAGCCGCUGCACGGCGAGACGCGAAUGGAGCACCUACAGCACGCAGUCAACCGAUUGGUGGACAUGGCCAAAACCUUAUCCCUUAGCAAUACGUUCCAGUCGCCGUUCGCGCUGAAGGCCAAGGCAAACAAUAUGAACUAUGGCGUUGGAGGUAAGCCCGAUGACAUAACGGUCAUCCUAGCCAGCGUCGAUGUGCCUGAUAAGGAUUGACGCACCUACAGAACAAGUUUGAUCCCACGGAUAAAUUCUAGUAUGUCAUUUUAACAGUCUUACCCUUUUAAGCAAUACGUAAUGACAAAUGAAAUUUUAAUUAUCUU
Molecule: messenger RNA, 1113 nt
Organism: Drosophila arizonae
Lineage: Eukaryota; Metazoa; Arthropoda; Insecta; Diptera; Drosophilidae
Gene: fig
Product: fos intronic gene
Biological process (GO): protein dephosphorylation
Cellular component (GO): mitochondrion
Molecular function (GO): protein serine/threonine phosphatase activity
Source: RefSeq, a predicted model, not a curated record